Hypoxylon trugodes is the source of this 1336-nucleotide messenger RNA. Its product is annotated as RNA-binding domain-containing protein. The transcript has 3 exons. NCBI's taxonomy places the organism in Eukaryota, Fungi, Ascomycota, Sordariomycetes, Xylariales, Hypoxylaceae. The record is from RefSeq and is a predicted model, not a curated record. The coding region runs from base 128 to 970 and encodes 280 amino acids. Gene Ontology annotation, molecular function: RNA binding.
AUUCUUCAAGUGCUGCAAUACUACAAGCGACACUUUAAUUUACAUCCUCGUGAGAAGUUGAAGUACCCGCCUGUCAAACAAGAGAAUCAAUUUGUUUUCCCUCAAUUAAAUAUCAAUUCUCUUCAUCAUGCAUUCCCUCCGUCGCGCAGCUGCUAGAGCAGCGUGCUCAUCCUCCAUCGCUGCCGUCGCUGUCCCUCGACAGCAGGUUGCUUCCCUUGCCAUGCGCAUGGGAAGGGCCAACGCGAAAUCCGCUACUGCGGUGCUACCGCUAACCCGCUACUUCUCGCAGACGUCGCGGAUGGCCAACGAAGAGUCGGAGAAGGUCGAAGAGGGAACUACCACUCCGGCCGAAUCGAGAUCUAAUGCUAACAGAGGCCAUGGCAUCUAUGUCUCCAAUAUCAACUUCGAUGCUACUGACGCUCAUCUUCGGGAGGCGUUCGAAAAGUUCGGAGAGAUUAUUCAGUUGAACUUAGUUCGGGAUAAUCGUGGUGUCAGCAGAGGCUUCGGUUUCGUUACAUACGCUGAAAAGGAGUCCGCCGAAAAGGCGAUUGCGGAGGCGCACAGAUCGUUUUGGCAUGGACGAUGCAUCCAGGUACUACCCAAAAGCGAGAACACGAGAUCAGAUCGACCCCGGCCCGAUAACCUUCCCAAGGAACCCACCAGCUCACUAUUCAUUGGCAACAUCCCGUACGAGACGACAGAUGCAGACCUCAACCAGCUGUUCCAGGGAUUGGAGAAUGUAACAGACGUCCGCGUUGCCGUCGACCGUAACACGGGCUGGCCGCGCGGUUUUGCCCAUGCCGACUUCACUGAUGUCGAGAGCGCUAUUGCGGCCUUCGAGAAACUGUCCCAAUGCAAGAUCGGUGACCGCGUCCCCCGCAUCGACUACUCAACUCCCCGUUCACCAAGCUACUCAAACCGAAACAACAGGGGAGGGCAACAAAACGAAUUCGGGCACUACAAUGAAUAGAGUGUGGUUGGGUGACUGACGAUGGGGAUGAGGUUUUUUUUUCCCUUCGGGUCGUCGGUUGCGAGUCCGGUGUUGCGCCUCUUAAGUUUACGUAGCCACGGAUAUAUAUGAUGAGGUUGACGAUGGGAUAUGCAAACUAUGGGAUCGGGAAACGCAGGCCCUAUUUGCCUGACACGACGUGGAUGAGAUCUGGUCCUUAGCUUAUAUGUCCUACCUUCUUUAAGAGCUGGGUAAUCGGGCCAUUGUAUGUAACAACACACGCAUAUUCAUGGUGUAAAAGAACCGUAUUCAAAUUAGAGUCCCAUGCGGUUGCCACGAAAUGAUUUCAUGUAUAAAAGGGACUGAAUAUAUGACAUCUCCGUUCUA